Molecule: messenger RNA, 957 nt
Organism: Ostertagia ostertagi
Lineage: Eukaryota; Metazoa; Nematoda; Chromadorea; Rhabditida; Trichostrongylidae
Source: the annotation of a GenBank genome assembly
AUGAAUACUGACGGCGCCCCUGCCACCACCAUCGCUCCCACGUUGGACCUGCAGGCGCUGCUUGCGACCAUGCCGGACUUCUCCAAACUGCCGCCACUGCCCAAUAUGCCCAAGGACGGCUCGAACACGGACACAUCGACAUCGCAGCAGUCGUUGUUGUUUCCGUCGAUCCCCAGUGAUCAGCUGGCUGCCCUCUCGCUCGGCUUAUUCCCACUUCAUGGAUUCCCCAUGUUCCCUCUGCUGCCAAUGGGUCAGGUGUCGAGCACUCUUCCUCCACACUCCACAAUCGAGAGCUUAGGGCUGAUGACGAACAAUAGUCUUCGUCAAAGCACUUCAUCAGCGAUGGGCCUGCCGGUGCUCGAUUCGCGACCAAGAGCAUUCUCAAGCGCUGCUGCACUUCAGCGACCUAAGCCCACAGCAACGCCCGAGAAAAGGCGCAAGCGGUCGCGCAAAGCUCAGGAAGAGGAGCAGUCAAGUGUGUUGAGGAUGCUCGUUGACGAAGAGGACGACGCUCCGAUCAGAAUCCGCCAGCCGCCGUCGACCAGCGAUUUGGACGAGAAGCUCCGAAAAGAUGCUGCCAGAGUACUGAGCGCAAGCAGUCCGCCACCUGUGGCGGCUAAGCGCGCAUCACCGGAAAGACUGGCAGAUCUGAUCGAGGAGCCUGCGAUUGCCCUGAGGCGAAUAAUCCGCGAUGAGGACCUGCCCGACUCGAUCGGCCCCGACUCGCCGUUCCGUCAUCACCCCAAAUAUCAGCGCAAACAACUGGAUUCUGAGAUGAUGGACGGUAUGGAUGCGUUGAUGGCGUUCUCCAGCAUGAGCGGUUAUGUUGGGGAAUCGUCUGAGCCGACACCGUCGCCCAAGAACGACUCUGGGUACACGAGCGCCGGCUCACCGAAGAAGUCGUUCGCCGAGAUGAUGGAGCACGCCAUUUGUCGCGAGCUUGUCACCGCCGAGUAG